GGGGAUUCCAGGGAAGAAAUGUGGGACAAUAAUCGUGAAGGCAGAGGAGCUGAGCAACUGCAGGGAGUCUGUGCUGAUGCAAUUCUGUGGCAACAAACUGGACAAGAAGGACUUCUUUGGCAAAUCGGAUCCGUUCCUUGUGUUUUACCGCAGCAAUGAGGACGGAACCUUUACCAUUUGCCAUAAGACAGAGGUGGUGAAGAACACGCUGGAUCCUGUGUGGCAAGCCUUCAAAAUCCCCGUCAGAGCCCUGUGCAAUGGAGAUUAUGACAGAACGAUCAAGGUUGAAGUGUAUGACUGGGAUCGUGACGGCAGCCAUGACUUCAUCGGAGAGUACAGCACAAGUUAUAGAGAGCUGUCAAGAGGCCAGUCGCAGUUUAAUGUGUAUGAGGUCAUAAAUCCCAAGAAAAAAGGAAAGAAGAAAAAAUAUCUCAACUCUGGAACUGUGACGCUGCUAUCAUUUCUCGUUGAUACCGAAGUCACGUUCCUGGAUUACAUCAAAGGCGGGACUCAGAUCAAUUUCACAGUGGCGAUUGAUUUCACAGCUUCUAACGGCAACCCUGCCCAGCCCACCUCCCUCCAUUACAUGAGUCCCUACCAGCUCAACGCCUACGCCAUGGCGCUGAAAGCCGUGGGGGAGAUCAUACAGGACUAUGACAGCGACAAGAUGUUCCCCGCGCUGGGCUUCGGAGCCAAACUGCCCCCUGAUGGGAGAAUAUCCCAUGAGUUCGCCCUGAAUGGAAACCCUCAGAACCCAUAUUGCAAUGGCAUUGAUGGAGUCAUGGAGGCGUAUUACCAGAGUCUUAAAUCUGUCCAGCUCUACGGUCCCACCAACUUCUCACCCGUCAUCAACCAUGUAGCCAGAUACGCCGCCUCAGUAAAGGACGGAUCGCAGUACUUCAUCCUCCUCAUCAUCACGGAUGGAGUGAUUUCGGAUAUGGCCCAGACAAAGGAGUCCAUUGUUAAUGCUGCAUCUCUUCCCAUGUCAAUUAUCAUCGUUGGAGUUGGACCAGCGGAGUUUGAUGCCAUGAUUGAGUUGGAUGGGGAUGAGGUCAGAAUCUCAUCGAGGGGCAGAUAUGCUGAACGAGACAUCGUACAGUUCGUUCCAUUCAGGGACUACAUCGAUCGCACCGGAAAUCACAUCCUCAGCAUGGCCCGUCUGGCCAAAGACGUUCUGGCUGAGAUCCCAGACCAGUUCCUAUCCUACAUGAGAACCAGAGGCAUCAAGCCGUCCCCUGCUCCUCCUCCGUACACCCCUCCAGGACACCCGCUGCAAACUCAGAUCUGAAACGGGGCCCGGCGGCGAGCCUUGCAGCACACCAGUAUCUCUUUCUCAAGUCGCUCAGCGAGGUGAAGGUUUCCUCAGCUCUUUCUGUCCCUUUUCUCUUUGCACUACGGGGGCUGUAGUCGGACACCACGGUUUGGCAGGAUUCUGAGGACAGGUUUACUUCCAUCACGGGCGUUCUCUGUCAGGAUGUCUCUCGGUUUCUCUCUCUCUGUCUCUCAACGCUUGUGUCUGAGGGCCGCGUUACUGAAUGACCGUCGCAUUUAGGAGGUGUUCAUGAAGGCAAGGAAAAAGUGACGACGUUGCGCCCGGUGUCAGAACUCAGAGCAGCUUCCUCUUCCUCAGACAGGGAAAAGGCCAACAAAUCACCAGUCGCCAACAAGACUGUUGUAAAUAACUCUCUUCCGUCGUUUCUUAUCUCUUCCUCCUCUUUCUUCUCUGAGCUCUCACUCAAUGUUUACAUGUUAUGGAUUUUCUUACUGGUGGAGCCAACUUUUUUACGAGCGUGUUUCUUCGACAUGAACUUUGCCGUACGAAUCCUCGCAUCGUGUUAUCUUUGCCAUGCCCGUCAGGUGGCAGCGGCCGGUGUCGUUGCAGAAAACCACAUUUCUUGCAUGGAAAUGGUGUGCCCAGGCAUGCGAUGCAUGUUGUGCGAUGUUCAUGUUUUUUGGCCUUCUCUUGUGCUUUCACUCACUUUCUCUUUCUCUCUCCUUUUUUUUAUUAUUAUGAUUAUUAUCGUUAUUGUUUUGCCCUGGCACACUGGGCGCUUCAUUGUGUACAAACAGAAAAAAACCUCAUGGAACUCGACGUGCUUCAUUACAUUUAAAUUAGAGCAGCUGCUCUCAAAUAAGAGCCCAGCGGUCAAAAACACAGAUGCCAUUAUUAUUUCAUGUCUUAAAACAUCGAGUGGAUGCUUUGCCGUCGUUUCGUUGAUGCUGUGUGUGCCAUUCAUCAUAUUUAAUCAUUACCAGGUAGAGUUGCCCAAAGAUAGUGUCAAAAAAAGCACAAACGAAAUCCUCCGUCUUGGAUUUCGCUGUGAACAGUGUUGAAUUAUGAUAAGUUAUAUGUGUGACCCUGGAUCACAAAAUCAGUCUCGAGACACACAGAUAGAACACAGACACAGAUAGAGUCACAGAUAGAAGCAAGAAGGUUGCUGGUUUGAGUCCGUUUGGUGUUUCUGUGUGGAGUUAUGCCUGUGUUUGUGUGGGUUUCCU
This is a messenger RNA of Danio rerio (zebrafish), 2499 nucleotides long. Lineage: Eukaryota; Metazoa; Chordata; Actinopteri; Cypriniformes; Danionidae. The record is from RefSeq and is a predicted model, not a curated record.